GAGUCUAAAAAAAAUACAUCCCACCGUUCUCCAUUACGAGUUGGCGUCUUUUUGUUGAAGCAGCACACAUUUCGAAAUGGCUCUUCGAGUUACUAGAAACCGCUUGGCUUCCACCAGGUCCGACCUCAGUGGAAAGGCAUGCUCGGUGGCUGGGCCCACACAGAAGCCUCGAGCGGCGCUUGGCGAAAUCGGAAACAUCGCAGUGAACAAAGAAGUACAGAAGAAGACUGUCAAGACAGAGGCCAUAAAGAAGGCCAAAGUCGCACCUAAAGUUGAAAAAGCAGUAGUUGAACAACCAAAUGUUGCUGCUGUUAAAGCUGAGAUUGAGGCGCAGGUUCUACCUGAACCAGCAUCCCCCACUCCAAUGGAGACUUCUGGCUGUGAGCCUGCUGAUUUGUGUCAAGCAUUUUCAGAUGUAAUUCUUCACACCGCUGUCAGGGAUGUGGAUGCAGAUGAUUAUGACAACCCCAUGCUCUGCAGCGACUAUGUGAAAGACAUCUACAAGUAUCUCCGAGAGCUUGAGAUUGACCAGAACAUCAGACCCACCUAUCUGCAGGGGCAGGAGGUGACUGCUAACAUGCGGGCCAUUCUCAUUGACUGGCUAGUGCAAGUGAACCUGAAGUUCCGUCUACUGCAGGAGACUAUGUACAUGACUGUGGGAAUCAUCGACCGCUUUCUUCAAGACCACCCAGUCCCCAAGAAGCAGCUGCAGCUCGUCGGUGUGACAGCCAUGUUCCUUGCUUCCAAAUACGAGGAGAUGUACCCCCCAGAGAUCUCAGACUUUGCCUACGUGACUGACAGGGCCUACACCACCGCUCAGAUCAGAGAUAUGGAGAUGACCAUCCUCCGGGUGCUCAAGUUCAAACUAGGCCGCCCUCUUCCCCUGCAGUUCCUCAGAAGGGCCUCAAAGAUUUAUGAGGUAACUGCUGAGCAACACACCUUGGCAAAAUACCUCCUGGAGCUCACCAUGGUUGACUAUGAGAUGGUUCACUUCCCACCGUCCAUGGUGGCGAGUGCUGCUUUGGCGCUUACGCUCAAGAUCCUGGAUGCUGGUGAAUGGGAUGUGACACUGCAGCACUACAUGGACUAUACAGCAGAGAGUUUGAUUCCUGUGAUGGCACACAUUGCAAAGAAUGUUGUGAAAGUGAACGACGGGCUGACCAAGCACAUGGCCAUUAAAGGAAAAUACUCAACUUCAAAGCAGAUGAGGAUUGCCACCAUCGCACAGCUCAAGUCUUCAGUGGUUAAAGAUUUUGCAAAGCAGCUCACUCGGUGAAGUAGAGGUGUCUGGCACCAUGUGCUAACUUGUACAGUUGUAACUUAAAACUUUUUUAUUGUGACUGAAGGAUCAGUGCACCAAGGACCAUGUCAGUGGUUUGCAUGUCUUAACUAACUGAAUUGUGUGAAUUUUUACUAUUUUCCAAAGCAUGCAACAAGUUUUAAAUUUUCAGUUACUAAUGUGGACCACCCAGACCUAAUAGCCCACUCAAAAUGGCAGUUUAGGCCAUAGACAUUGUGGUGGUCAGUGAACCACAUUACCUUCAACGUAUUCUGCAUGAGGCUCACUUACCACUGACACUGUAAUGCCAACCCAUAUCUUUGAGCUGAAUUGUUGUAAAUGGACUCUUAUACAAUGUACCAGCAUUAACUGACUAAAUCUUGAGGCAUGUUAAAACCCUUCACUAAAUGGUGCCCCAAAUGUAACUUGACCAAGUCAAACUUGUGCAAAAGUAAUUCUCUAAGUUAUUUUGAUAGCUUAAUGUAGCAGCAAAUCUAAAACUUGUGGCAUGCUCUGAAAGGGUCCAGUGGGGGUUUUAGCUAAAAUGGGAUUGUUUGUGUGGCAGUGUAAAAUGUACAGCAAUACUUUUUAAAAUGGGUUUUAUGUCCUUGAAUGUUUUAUAGCAUCUAUUAAAUGGUUCUGACCAGAAA
Molecule: messenger RNA, 1929 nt
Organism: Micropterus salmoides (largemouth bass)
Lineage: Eukaryota; Metazoa; Chordata; Actinopteri; Centrarchiformes; Centrarchidae
Gene: ccnb1
Product: cyclin B1
Exons: 9
Coding region: 77-1276 (399 amino acids)
Biological process (GO): mitotic metaphase chromosome alignment; regulation of cyclin-dependent protein serine/threonine kinase activity; mitotic cell cycle phase transition
Cellular component (GO): nucleus; cytoplasm; mitochondrial matrix
Molecular function (GO): cyclin-dependent protein serine/threonine kinase regulator activity
Source: RefSeq, a predicted model, not a curated record